AUGACAGGGUUUGGGUGGAGGAAAGUGUGGAGUGAGCUGGGAGAUAUGGGGGCUGAUAUGGGUUCCCCACAUUGGGUACAAGUCUGGUUGUUCACGGUGAAUGAUAUUUGUGGAAUUGAGAAGUCAGCAAUGAUUGGGUCUAAGGUGCUAAGCCAAGCGACACCUAAUAUGAUGUCAGCCCCUUCCACAGGAAGAAUAAACAAUGGUACUAGAAAACUAGAUGAAGAAAAGAGAAAGGUUGAUGUCGGUGCUCUAGAUAAGUUUAUCCACAGACAACCUGUUGAAGAGCACAUUAAAGAGCAUGUUGAAGAGUACAUUGAAGAGCAUGUUGAAGAGCACAUUGAAAAGCAUGUUGAAGAGCACAUUGAAGAGCAAGAGCAUGUAGAAGUAGAAGAAACAGAAGAGCAUGAGCCUAUUAAAGACCUUGUUGAUAUAUAUGAUCCAAGAAGGUGGGUAAAACUUAAUUCGGAUGAGAUUAAAAUUUUGGUUGAGAAAGGUCCUAAAAGAGAUAGUAGUAUUAUGUAUGGUCCCUACGAUAAAUUUGUGUUUAGAAAAGGGAUUUCAAAAGGUAAAUUGGAUGGUGAAGGUUAUGCAGAUUGGCACCAUGUUACCACUAGGGUUAAAGAACACGAAAUUUCAUUGGAUCAUUUUACAAAUAGGAAUAAGUGGUUUGACAUGCGUAAAAGAUUGAACUUGAACGAAACAAUUGAUAAAGAUCAACAUGAGUAA
This is a messenger RNA of Lactuca sativa (garden lettuce), 729 nucleotides long. The record is from RefSeq and is a predicted model, not a curated record. Lineage: Eukaryota; Viridiplantae; Streptophyta; Magnoliopsida; Asterales; Asteraceae.